Messenger RNA from Lolium rigidum, 1008 nucleotides. Its product is annotated as transcription factor RAX2-like. NCBI's taxonomy places the organism in Eukaryota, Viridiplantae, Streptophyta, Magnoliopsida, Poales, Poaceae. Bases 1 to 1008 code for a protein of 335 amino acids. The record is from RefSeq and is a predicted model, not a curated record. The transcript is spliced from 3 exons.
AUGGGAAGGGCGCCAUGUUGCGAUAAGAACAACGUGAAGAAAGGGCCGUGGUCGCCGGAGGAGGAUGCCAAGCUCAAGGAGUUCAUGGACAAGCACGGCACCGGCGGCAACUGGAUCGCUCUCCCGCAGAAAGCAGGGUUGAGGAGAUGUGGCAAGAGCUGUAGACUCAGAUGGCUAAACUACCUAAGGCCUAACAUUAAGCAUGGGGAGUUCACCGAGCACGAAGACAGGGUCAUCUGCAGCAUGUAUGCUAGCAUUGGAAGCAGGUGGUCGAUCAUCGCGUCGCAGCUGCCUGGUCGGACGGACAAUGACAUCAAGAACUAUUGGAACACCAAGUUGAAGAAGAAGCUCAUGGGCUCUACGGGCGGAGGCGCUGGUCCGCCGCCACGGGCACCACGGCAGAACCACCAGCAGCACCGGCCGGUCCUGCUCCCCUACUCAUCGUCACCCCACCCAAACUACGACAACUUCUUCCCAGGCUCCGGCGCCCUCCUCCAGCAUCAAUCAGAACUCAACAUCCCCCAUACCCUAACCCUACAGCCCCAACAAGACUACAUGCUCAGCAGCUCAAACUCCAUGACAAACAAUGGCAGCACCUCACACCUGCUGCAUGUAACCACGACGCACCGCCAGCUCCAGGUGAAGGAGGAAUGCGGCGGCGGAGGCGCCAUGAUCGCGUUCGGCUGCGGCGACCAGCAGAGCUGCAGCUCGUCGGACGGGACGACGGCUCAGUACGGCGGCCAGUUCGGAGGCCGCCACCAUGGGAGGGAGCUGAGCUUCGACCACAACGGAUACAGCUACGGCGCCUACAACAAUGGUGCCGUCGAGCAGGAUCAGCAGAAGCUGUUCCAGCAGCAGCAAGCGCAGCUGGACUACGGCUACGAGGAGAUCAAGCAGCUGCUCAUGACCGCAGGGACAGGCGCCGACGGCGGCAGCCUGAUCCACGAUCCGGCGGCGGCGGAGCUGAUCGCCUCGCACGCAGCUGCUGGCAAGUUGACGAUGAUGUAA